Podarcis raffonei (Aeolian wall lizard) is the source of this 2460-nucleotide messenger RNA. It is a transcript of the gene CDC50A, whose product is annotated as transmembrane protein 30A. Gene Ontology annotation, biological process: phospholipid translocation. NCBI's taxonomy places the organism in Eukaryota, Metazoa, Chordata, Lepidosauria, Squamata, Lacertidae. The record is from RefSeq and is a predicted model, not a curated record. Gene Ontology annotation, cellular component: endoplasmic reticulum; plasma membrane; Golgi apparatus. Bases 173 to 1312 code for a protein of 379 amino acids. The transcript is spliced from 7 exons.
CGGAAUUCCACCCCUCCCCACUUUGUUUUGACGUCGUCGGCGUGCUUGCGCAAGCGCAGUGCGAGCUGCUCUUAUACCGAGCGAGUGGUGGUUCCGUAGUGCCAGUUCCUGCCGCCGCCUCCUCCUCCUCCUCGCCUCCCUUUAGCGCUCGACCCAGAAGCCCGGACUCUCCAUGGCGAUGAACUUCAACGCGAAGGAGGAGGUGGACGGGCAGGUUCCCGGGAGCAGCGGCGUGGGGGGACCCGGGGUCGGGGUCAGCGUGGCCGGUGGGGCCGGAGUCAAGAGCCGAAAGCCCGACAACACCGCCUUCAAGCAGCAGCGCUUGCCGGCCUGGCAGCCCAUCCUCACGGCCGGCACCGUCCUGCCCGCCUUCUUCGUCAUCGGCCUCAUCUUCAUCCCCAUCGGCAUCGGCAUCUUCGUCACCUCCAACAACAUCCGCGAGUACGAGAUUGAUUAUACAGGAACAGAGCCAGGUAGUCCCUGCAACAAGUGUUUAAAUGUGUCCUGGAACAAUACACCUUCUUGCACGUGCACCAUACACUUUACACUGGAUCAGCCAUUUGAGAGCAACGUGUUUAUGUACUAUGGACUGUCCAACUUUUAUCAAAACCAUCGUCGCUAUGUGAAGUCUCGGGAUGACAGCCAGCUAAAUGGAGAUAACAAUUCUUUACAUCACCCCAGUAAGGAAUGUGAGCCUUACCGCACCAGCGGGGACAAGCCUAUUGCUCCUUGUGGCGCUAUUGCCAACAGCAUGUUUAAUGAUACGUUGACACUGUUUCGUAUUGACCGUAAUGAAACCAAAUAUAUACGUAUUCCUUUGACUAAACAAGGCAUUGCUUGGUGGACAGACAAAAAUGUUAAAUUCAGGAAUCCUACUGGACCUACAAAGGAUUUGGCAAUACUUUUCCAAGGCACAGCAAAACCUGUCAAUUGGCCCAAACCAGUGUAUGAGCUAGACAAGGAUGCAGACAACAAUGGAUUCAUCAAUGAAGACUUCAUUGUGUGGAUGCGUACUGCAGCGCUGCCUACAUUUCGGAAGCUAUAUCGCCUUAUAGAGAGACCAGAUAACUUACGGCCUACUCUACCAGCUGGGAAUUAUUCCUUGGAAAUAGAAUAUAAUUAUCCUGUGCAUAGCUUUGACGGGCGGAAACGGAUGAUCUUGAGCACCAUUUCGUGGAUGGGGGGCAAGAAUCCGUUUCUGGGAAUCGCCUACAUCACCGUCGGCUCCAUUUGCUUUUUCCUCGGAGUUGUGCUGCUAAUCAUUCAUCACAAGUACGGGAACCGGAACAACAGUGCAGACAUUCCCAAUUAAUCCCGCCUCUCCAAACCACAUGUACUGCAUGUGCAUCAAGGCCAGUCCAGAGCGGACACAGCUUUGGAAAGCUCUAUCCCUGGUAUAUAUAUAUAAAAAGUUGCUUCUCUCACAGAAUGCAUAAGUAUAUAUGAAGCCUUUUGUUUUCCCUUACGGUGGAUUAACUUGAAGAUAAUGGCUAUAAAAAAGUUACCUAUGUAAAACAGUGCUGCCUAGAGGACUUUUUGAGGCUUGGCCUCUGGCUGGACCGGUGCCAUGAUGCGCAUUUAGUCUUUCCUCACCUAAUGCAUCUGCUGCUUGUGUGCUUUGUAACAUGUCCAUACCGUGUAUAGACUGCCUGGCGAGAACGUGUUUAGGAUAGAGUAGCUUCACGUUUCAAGGAUGUCAGGUGUGCUGGUGCUUUUGGAAGGAGGUCUGCCUGGUUUGUUGUUUGGUUUUUUUGGUCACGCAUGGUGCGCAUGGGCUUUUGUGUUCGCGGCUGAAAUGUUUGCUGUAUUAAACCUGUGCAAUUUGUUCUCUGAGCCCAGCUUCACGUUCAAGCUUCGCCGUAUGUUCCAACAGGUGUGCUUGCCAUGUGAACGUGUGCAGCAGCAAAAGGCUUCCUCAUUACAUUAAAGCCGCUUUUCCCCCACACGGAAACAACUGCUGCCUAUGCAAGUCUUGCUUUAAAUUCUUCCGCGUGCAGCUCUGUUCUGUGCCCAGCACCUUGUGUGGUCCAAAACUCUUAGCGUGGCUCCUACAGAAAUGAAGAGCUUCUGUCUCAAAGGCAGGAACAGCUGUCUGUAUCGGUACAGAAAUGUCCAUCUCUGGUUAAAAGCAAGGGUUCGACCCCGUUUGACAUUCCUAAUUGGGGAAGAAGCAUUAAAUUUAAUUCAGAAGGUGCUUGAGCUCCUGAAUUCAAGUACUUGAGGGUCAGCGAAAGAAACUUGAAGUGUCAUGCAAGUCUGUUACAGCUUGCUUGCGGUGGGGUGUGGGGGACGUCCCCUUCUUGCAAAUUUUCACUGAAGUCUUUCCGGAUUGUAAGAACCCAGCCCGUUGAUCUUAAAUUAUUAAAUUGCUAUGUAUAUGGAAGUUGUUUUACGUGAAACUGAUUUGUCAAUCUGAAUAUUUGCUAUUGAAUAAAUGCUGUCAUUUGUUUUAUGAAACAA